GGGAACGAGAGCGCCCGUGUCCAACCACGGUUAAAAGUUUUGCGCAAAACGAACACGCGUCGAUACGAACGCGACGUGAUUUUUCCUCAUGAUUCCCUUCAAAAUUUUCCUAUUUCGACUGUUGAGUGGACAUCGCGGGACGGAAAUGAAGGUGAAGGGGGCAGAAAGGAGCGGAUUGGGUUCGAUUGGAUUCAUGUUCCGCUGGCUCUCGAUACCUUGGUUCUGGAUGCGACAUUGGAAAGCCGGUGCACCAUCUUCGAAAGAAUUCCUCGGGAACUCAAGAAUGGCAGGGCUCUGGGUAUACUGAGUCGAACUGGAUGGAUACAAAACCACCUACCAUCAAAGCGGAAGGUCUUUGGCCCUUUGGCCUGAUUCACAAAAGUAAUUUUUACAAGUUACGAGUGAAAAGGGAAGGAAAAGCUCCAAAAGGCUCUCCGUCCAACGGGGGAAGCAGUGAAGGAAUUUCGGAAAGAAAACGAAACAGCAAGGAGUCGAAAAAAAAAAA
This is a messenger RNA of Histoplasma capsulatum G186AR, 505 nucleotides long. RefSeq lists its product as uncharacterized. NCBI's taxonomy places the organism in Eukaryota, Fungi, Ascomycota, Eurotiomycetes, Onygenales, Ajellomycetaceae. The record is from RefSeq and is a predicted model, not a curated record. Bases 89 to 307 code for a protein of 72 amino acids. The transcript has a single exon.